AUGCCUUCGUUCCUGAAGGAGUUCCGCCGGAGGUCAAAGGCGAGCUUCAAGACGGACAAGACGAGCUCUGGAAACGACGGCCAUUCACACUCUAGCAGCAAUGACUCGCGCUCGCAAGAUGGAACCACCGCCGAAGCCGCUCCUGAAAUGCCCCGAAACAAGUCGUCCUCGACACUAAACUCGGUCUUCGGAGGAAAGUCUCCGCCCAUGCCUGCUGGCUCACCUCUCCUUCCCUCUCUCCCCUCCGUUUCGGGCUCCAACACAAACCUCGCCGCCAUGAACGGCAACAAGNACUCCCCACUCGGCUCCCGACCAGGCCCGUCGAACAACAGUAGCAGUCGCUACAGCAUCGUCGUGAGUAGAUAUGCAUGCGUCUCGGCCACAGAGUACUAA
Molecule: messenger RNA, 393 nt
Organism: Aureobasidium vineae
Lineage: Eukaryota; Fungi; Ascomycota; Dothideomycetes; Dothideales; Saccotheciaceae
Source: the annotation of a GenBank genome assembly